AUGCAAAUAACGUUAUUUAUCACGGUGUUUCUUUCCUUCAUUCAAGUCAUCCUGUCAAUUACAGUGAAAGAUAUUAGGGAUUGUCCGGCUAUCGCUCCGCAUGCACCGCCCAGAAAUAUACAUGAUCUAAGAGUAGACGAUAUUACCGUCAUUGCUGCAUUGGGCGACAGUGUCACCGCUGGUAUGGAUAAAGGGGCACCAUCAAUCUCAAACCUCGUCAAACAUUUCCAACCUUAUUUACAUGGUUCUUCACUUGGCGCGAAACCUGCAAGAUUAUGCCCCAAAACAUUUUUCUGUCUUGAUAGUCAUCACGAUCCCAGUAUCGAUUUUCUGAAUGCAGCUCAAUCAGGGGCAACCAGUCAAGAACUAGAAGAACAAGUAGAUUAUUUAUCACAACGCAUUGGCUUUAAUACGCCAUUGGCCAAACACUGGAAGCUAAUCAAUGUCUUUAUCGGAUUUAAUGAUGCCUCUAUCUCUUGUCUACCCGGUAAAUCCGUCGACGGAUACAAGGCAAAUGUGAAAAAUAGUCUCCGAAAGCUGAUUGAAAAUGUAGAUUAUGCAUUCAUCAACCUUGUGGGUAUUAUGCAAUACAGCGAUCUUAUUCAUCUCACGGAUCAGCAACCAGGUUACAAGAAAAAAUUUGUCAAUGACACGAUUGACUUACUUGAUUUCGAAUGCUACUGUUGCAGACAUCCUCAUGGUGGCACGAAAUUUAUUUCUGAACGUGUAGUCGAAUAUAAUCAAGCCUUGUCUGAAAUUGCACAAGAACUGACAAGCUCCAAGAUCAAUGAUAUGAUCAAGCCAUAUUUGGGUGAAGUCAAGAAAAACAUUGCGGUUGUUUAUCAACCCAUGAACCCUGAUACAUCCACGGUGCCUCCAUAUGCUUUAAGGUAA
This is a messenger RNA of Mucor mucedo, 894 nucleotides long. RefSeq lists its product as uncharacterized. Gene Ontology annotation, molecular function: glycerophospholipase activity. The transcript is spliced from 6 exons. Bases 1 to 894 code for a protein of 297 amino acids. The record is from RefSeq and is a predicted model, not a curated record. Gene Ontology annotation, biological process: phospholipid metabolic process. Lineage: Eukaryota; Fungi; Mucoromycota; Mucoromycetes; Mucorales; Mucoraceae.